Molecule: messenger RNA, 2757 nt
Organism: Trichoderma asperellum CBS 433.97
Lineage: Eukaryota; Fungi; Ascomycota; Sordariomycetes; Hypocreales; Hypocreaceae
Source: RefSeq, a predicted model, not a curated record
AUGACACGCCGAGUUGCGUCUGCCAUCGCUAGCCGAUUGACACGCCGACGCUUCGUUGCCAACCUCGCUUCUCGCUUCGCCAACCGGCGGUUUGCAUUUGCUGUCGCAACCGUCUCCAUCUUCAGCGCCAAGGGCGUUCACAUCUAUACACACCUGUCUUCAUUGCCAGUCGUUCACUUGGUGCGGUGGGGCUAUUCGUUCUUUGCUCAGGAUGCUGCGCUUCUCGUGCUCGUGCGGCUGCUGCUUGACCCCUGGUUGGUGGAGGGGUCUGGGUGGCUGCGAACAGUGACGAUGACUCUGGCCUCUAUCAUUAUCGGAUAUCUCAUUACUGUGGGCGUCUUGACGGUAUCUUUUUUUGCAGUAAGCGGCUCGGAGAUUCAUUGGCGCAACAUUGGCUUGGCGGGCGAUGCGUCGUCCCUUGGCAUGUUUCUAUCUGGUCUGGCGUCGUUCCUGUUUGUGCUUUCCACCGUCCUCUUUGUCGCCUAUGUCUUGCAAGAGAUCUGCUACAAGACUGCGGGCGUGGCCACCGACAUUCUCAAGUGGCCCAUAUCGUAUGCUUUGCGCAAAGCAUCUCCGCCAACGACUUACUCUCAGGUGCCACAGCUCGACAUUGAGCUUGCCAACACAUACAACGAGCUGGAAGAAGAAGAGUUUUGCAACAUGAAGAGCAAGACGUCAAUGACCAUUCUGAGGCGAUUAUUCUCCCUCUUCAUCGGCUGCGCACUCUUAACCCAUGUCAUUUUGUUUAUGAUUCGGCCGAACGAGAGUGCCUUAAACUUCUUAUCCUGGACACCCGCCCUCUUACCAUUUGUCGACUUCAGCUUUUCGUCUCCUAGCCUGGAUCACUUGGAACCCGUCUAUGGCUCCAGCAUUGGGCACUCCUGGGAUAACUACACCGCACUAGCCGCCCCAGCCCUGUUCUCGUGGCUGCCUGAGAGGCCUGUUCCCGGAUUUGAGGACUGGUAUACGGACGACGAGCAUUAUAGUGCUGACGCAGAUCCCCUUAAAAUCUCCAACUUGGAAGAGAAGUUGCUGCCAGCUCUACAAGGCAAGCUGGGUGACGUACCAAUUCGCCACGUCAUGCUCAUCCUUCUCGAAAGCACACGAAAAGACGUCUUCCCUCUGAAGAAGGAUGGCAUUGUCUGGAACCGCCUGGCGAAUUCAUAUAGCAACGGCACAUUGCCCGAGGAGACCCAAACUGUGCUGGCAAAUCUCACGCCCAAUGCUAAUUUUAUUACCGGUGACUACGACGACGGCUUUGCUCACCAGACCAAGAAGAAGCGCGGCGGUAUCAACUUCAAUAACGUCUUCACCACGGCUACCUACACCAUCAAGAGUAUUACGGGUACAAUGUGCGGCCUCACACCGCUCAUGGCAGACUUCAAUCUCGAAUAUCUCCACCACUUCUACCAGCCAUGCUUACCCCAGAUCUUCGACGCCUUCAACAGACUAGACGAUGAUGAUUAUGAUGACUUCGACGACCGUGGCCCCUAUGGGCCUCCUGGUCACCACGGCCCUCCUGGUCAUCACGGCCCUCCUGGUCACCACGGCCCCCCUGACCCUCACGGCCCUCCUGGUCCUCCUGGUCACCACGGCCCCCCUGACCCUCACGGCCCUCCUGGUCCUCCUGGUCACCAUGGCGGUCCUGACCCUCACGGCCCCCCUGGCCAUCACGGCGGUCCUGGCCACCACGAAGUCCGAAAUUCUGAUGAUUUCACAUCGUUCAAGUGGCGCUCUACUUUCAUGCAAUCCGUCACUAAAAACUACGAUCGAUAUGUGCCCCUCUUGUCAAAAAUGGGCAUCACCCCGGAAAGCCUGGUCUCUAAAGAAUAUCUAAAGAGUCCUUUUGCCAAAUUUGGCCCUGUAGAUCUACCAGACAUCAAUUACUUUGGCAUGGCCGAUAUUGCCGUUGAGGACUACAUUCGGGAUGCAUUUGUACAGGCCAAGAAGAAUAACGAGCGAGCAUUUGUCACACACCUUACCAGUACAAGCCACCAUCCGUUUGCUAUUCCUGCUGAGGAAAAAUAUACACCCCUAGGAAACGGCUUAGACGAUAUCUCACACUAUCUCAAUGCCAUCGGCUACGACGACAGAUGGCUAGGCAAGAUAAUGGAUAUUCUUGAUGACGAAGAUGUUGCGGAUGAGACUCUUGUUGUUUUGGUUGGCGACCAUGGCGUGUCUAUGCCGGAAAAUAACAUUCUGGCGCCAUACUACAACCCCAAUGUUGGCACCCUACGCGUACCUCUUGUUCUCUCUCACCCAAAGCUGCCGGCAAUUGAUGUCGAUGAUGCAGUAAUGUCGUCGCAAAUUUUACCGACCAUACUCGAUCUCCUCCGCGAAACAGGCUCGCUUUCCCAGUCACAGACGCAAGCCGCAUCUGAUUUGGUCCAAAACUAUGAAGGACAAUCUCUUAUUCGCCCACUUCAUGCGUCGUCCAAUGAAACCGGCCAAGGGAACUGGCAAUUCACCGUCAUCAACCCAGGUCGCGCCAUGCUGAGCAUCCGCGACGCCCGUCACCCUGACUGGCUCCUCAUUGUGCCCGUUAUCGACAAUGUCGAGUGGCAAUUCACGAAUCUAAUGACAGACCCAACUGGAGCACAAACGUUACUCGGAUUCGACUUUGUUAAUUUCAUGUAUGGUGUUGAGAAAUCACAUGGUGUCGACGCCGCGAAAUGGGUCGAAGAAGCUGCAUUUAUGGCCCGCUGGUGGGUCGAAGAGAAUGGGAAGCGAUGGCGUUAUGGGCCCUAUGCCAACUAA